CGGGGAGGGGGAGAGCUGUGAAGAUGGCGGCAGUGGUGGAGGUGGAGGUUGGAGCCGGUGCUGCCGGAGAACGGGAGCUGGAUGAGGUGGAUAUGUCAGAACUCUCUCCAGAGGAGCAAUGGAAGAUCGAGCACGCACGCAUGCAUGCCAAGCAUCGCGGCCACGAAGCCAUGCACGCUGAAAUGGUCCUCAUCCUUAUUGCUACUUUGGUGGUGGCCCAGCUGCUCCUGGUGCAGUGGAAACAGAGACAUCCCCGCUCCUACAAUAUGGUGACCCUCUUUCAGAUGUGGGUUGUUCCCCUCUAUUUCACAGUGAAGCUGCACUGGUGGAGGUUCCUAGUGAUCUGGAUCUUGUUCUCCACUGUCACAGCCUUUGUCACCUUCCGAGCCACCCGAAAACCACUAGUCCAGACAACCCCAAGGUUGGUUUAUAAGUGGUUCCUGCUGAUCUAUAAAAUCAGCUAUGCCACUGGCAUCGUUGGCUACAUGGCUGUCAUGUUUACCCUCUUUGGUCUUAACUUAUUAUUCAAGAUCAAACCUGAAGAUGCUAUGGACUUUGGCAUUUCUCUCCUCUUCUAUGGCCUCUACUAUGGUGUUCUUGAGCGGGACUUUGCAGAAAUGUGUGCAGACUAUAUGGCAUCGACCAUAGGGUUCUACAGCGAGUCGGGCAUGCCCACCAAGCACCUCUCGGACAGUGUGUGUGCCGUGUGUGGGCAGCAGAUCUUUGUGGAUGUCAGUGAAGAAGGCAUCAUCGAGAACACGUAUAGGCUGUCUUGCAAUCACGUAUUCCACGAGUUCUGCAUCCGUGGCUGGUGCAUUGUGGGAAAGAAGCAGACAUGUCCCUACUGCAAAGAGAAGGUAGACCUCAAGAGGAUGUUCAGCAACCCCUGCCUCUCCAAGCAAGAGCAGAGCCAGGAUGCCGAGCAAUCCUGGGAAGCCAGACAGCUGCUGACCUCUGUGACUGUCCUCUCCUCAGACCCCAGCCCUCUUCGGGCCCUGCUCCUCUGUGCCCACAUCAUCUCCCACCUGGCUAGAGCCACACCUGUGCCUCAGGCCACCACAGCUGCCUCACCUGGGAUGGCAAAGGCCCCCUGCUCCUCACGGCCCCCAGCGCUCCCAGCAGCUAAGCAGUGCCCAGCACUGACAGUGACCUGGCCAGCGGUGGAAGUCUCACCGAAUGGAACGCUGACCUUGUCCUGUACUGCCUGCAGCCGCUUCCCCCACUACAGCAUCCUCUACUGGCUGGGCAACGGCUCCUUCAUCGAGCACCUCCCAGGCCGGCUGUGGGAGGGCAGCACCAGGCGGGAGUACAGGGGCAAGUGGACCCAGCUGUGGAGGCCCUUGGUGCUGGAGGAGCUGAGCCCUACCCUGCGAGAUACCAACUUCUCCUGUGUUUUCACGGAUCCUGGGCAGACUGUCCAGCGUCACCUUGUCCUGGCCCAGCUCUGGGCUGGGCAGAAGACAAGUGUGCCCCUGCCACAGGAAGCCCCGCCCUCCAGCCAGGCCCCUCUGCCGCACCAUCCUGAUGGUGAACCUGAGUUCCACCGCCACCUGGUUGAAACACCACCUCUUUACUGAGGUCCAGGCCACAGUCUGCAUCGAUUUAAUGUAUUUGUUUCCUCUGUGGGCUCCUGGGAUGCGGGCAGAGGCUGCUUCUGACCCACCUCUGUAUCUCUGUCAGCCAAGCAAGGCCCAUGGGGGGCAUUCAUAAACCAUC
Molecule: messenger RNA, 1716 nt
Organism: Budorcas taxicolor (takin)
Lineage: Eukaryota; Metazoa; Chordata; Mammalia; Artiodactyla; Bovidae
Product: RING finger protein 121-like
Exons: 12
Coding region: 24-1577 (517 amino acids)
Cellular component (GO): endoplasmic reticulum membrane; Golgi membrane
Molecular function (GO): metal ion binding; ubiquitin protein ligase activity
Source: RefSeq, a predicted model, not a curated record